AUGCCUCGCCGAGCACGGGAGGAAGUCUCUGUGCUGCGGAGGGCCGCAAAGCACGGAGCCAUGGCCAAUGCACCGAUGCCUUCUGCCAUUCUGUAUUCGGCGCUUGGCAAUCCGAAGGACGGCUUUCCAGGCUACUGCGCUUCUCAUCCGCCAGACUGGACCGGAACCCAAUGCAAGUCCUGGCCGGGUCGUCAUCCCGAGGUCUAUGGCCCUUUUCGGAUGGGCCGACUUCGUGCCGAGCGGCUUAGCGACGGUCGUGGGCGGGGCUUGGCCUCUGGUGCUGAUGUCGAGGCGCAGGAGGCCGUCUGCGCGGGACAGCCUCCGCUCUCCAUCCUCCAGUACAGCGACUCCCAGAGUCUCUGCGAGGUCUGUGCCCACUGCCACCGUUUCUGCGGAAGCCUGGCAACUGCGCUCCGGCGCUGCCUGGAAGCAGCCAAGGCAGGGACUUUGGAGGACCAUCUGCCGGAUCCCCAGCUCAUCGCUGAUUUGGAAGGCCCUGAGUGGCAGAUCCGGGGGCGAGUGCCCUGUGAGAAUGGCUGCGGGGCUGUUUUCUGCAGCGAGGAGUGUGCAGAGGCAGGUCGGCGUGAAGGCUGGCACCGGAUACUCUGCGUGGACCUGACGGAAAAGCAGCGGCAGGUCUGGAAGUGCUUCCAGCAGUACUCCGUGAAGUACCAUGAGCAAUUCAUUGCCGCUGCCAGAGUCAUCGCCGAAAUCAUCUCCCUGGUGAAAUAUUCUGGUGUGGAGCUGUGGGAGGCCAUGGCUUACUUUAGCCGCUUCAUGAAGAUGUCCUGGCUGAACAUGCAGAACGUGCCUUCCAUGUCUACCUGCCAGGCGGGGCCAAUGCGUGGCAAGUUGGCGGCCCUCGCGCAGGGAAGGAGGGAGCGACGGCAGCAGGUGGUUUUGGCUUCCUUGGAGCUCCUUGUGGCCAUUUUGUGGGAAGAGCAGUGGUCGGAGGUGUUGUCUCUGGACUUCUACUCCAACCUCAUCGGCCAAUUCUCCCUCUCAAACGUUUGGGUGCAAAUCGAGCAUCCCUUAAACGAGCAGUUUGAAGAGCGGUGCAGAAGCGAGGAAUUCCGGAGGUCCUACGGAGGUUUGAUCCAAGCUUGUCAGGAGGCUGUCCAGAAGGUCCGUGCCGCCAGCGAGGAGCCGGAUCAGAAGAACCCGGAGGAGACGGCCCCAAGCAGGAAAGACAGUGAGGAAGCAUUUUCUCUUCCCAGAUUUGAGGGUAGUGCACUGUACCCCUGCGUUGCCCUGUCGAACCAUUCAUGUCAGCCAAACUUUACCAUGCGCUACGCUGACGGCUGCUUUGCUGACAUGGUGGCCCUGCGAAAGAUCCGGAAAGGGGACGAGUUGAACCUUGCAUAUGUCUCUCCGUCCACACCGUUGCCGGAGCGCAUCAGCACGCUGUGGAGGAACUGGGGCUUCGUCUGCACUUGUCCUCGCUGCCAAGAGGAGAUGAUGCUCCGCACCAUGGAAGGGGACACGGCGAGCAAGGAGUCCACAGAGGCCACGGCCGGUUACCCGGGCGCCAACUUGGGAGUUCAGCUCUCGCCUGCAGGGCUCGCGGCAGCUUUGGCAGUGCGAAAGGCUCCCGCCGACACCGGUACUCUGUCCGAGACCGAGAGCAGCGACAGUGAAGGUGACACUGAGGGCGAAGACAGUGAGGAAGAGUCCUCCCAGUCAGUGACGAGCGAAGAAGAUGCGGGCGUCAGCCGGGCACGGAACGCUCCUUUUAGCGGUCCGUUUGGGGCCACUCAGGUCCCCCCGAGCGUGAAAGUGCUCGAAGCAGCCAUGCGCGACUUGGUUGCCGACAUCGCAGACCAGGAGGGUGGAAGCAAAACGAAGUGGUGUAGGCCAGCCAUACCUCCGCAGGCCGUCCUGUUCCAAGCGGCAAGCGAGGGCGCUCCCGGGAAGUUGAAGCGAGCGCUGAGGGACCGGGCCGACCCAAAUCUACGGGCGAUUUCACGUUGCGAGUGUGCCCUUCCAGUCGAUGGCUGCGUUUGCUUGGGUUACACGCCGCUGCAUUGUGCUGCCCAGGCAGGCUGCGAUGAAUGUGUAGCACUGCUGGUGCGUGAGGGGGCGGAAGUGUCGCUGCAAAGUGGGCGAAUCCGCUUCCGUAUCCAAACUGCCGACGGCCAGCUCUCCGAAGCUGUUGCUGAUGGCUUGACGCCGCUUCAUGUGGCUGUGGCCUGCGGCCAUGUCCAGGUUGCGAGGGUGCUACUCCAAUCUGGGGCAGACGUCCGCCAGGAGGCCAGAGAGCCGAGAAGGACGGCGAUCGGAAUUGCCGAGUGGGCUGGACAACGAUCUUUACUCGAGCUGUUACGCGAUGCUGCACAGGAGCAGGUAGAGGGCCGUGACCCUGAGCUACCAGGUGCGAAUGGGUCACUGAGCAACUACCUGAACAAGCUAUUUGGCGGUGAGAUGGCGACGGCACUGUACCACUUCGGACGCUCAGCCUUGCUUGGCGAAAAUGCAGAGGGGCCAUGGGUGCCGCAGGAGGCACGGCGAGGUGUCGUCAUCUCGACGCGCUGCCAGUGUGCUGUAUACUUGCUCUGCCUCUUGCUUGCUGCAGCCUCUUCAGCCGCGCGCUGGUGGUUGAUCAAUGUUUGGCUGCUCCCACUCCUAGUGGGGCAGCCAGCCUUGUGGGGUCACUUCAUUGCCCAGCACACAGCCACCGACCACGACAGAGAUGCAAGGCACACUGCUCGUGUUGUGCUUACGCACCCGGCAUACCAGUGGUUGUCCUGGAACAUGAACUACCAUGCAGUUCACCAUAUGGGAUAUCUUCAUGCUCACGCGACAGUGCUCCGAGCAGCCCUGGCAGUGGGUCAGAAGGCUGGCAGCCGAAGUGCCCCAAGCCCAGCCAGGCUGGCAAGCGGAUUCGUCCAUCUAGCCCUCCUGUCAGGGAGACUUCUGGGCAAACAGUGCCGUAGCGCUAGCCAAGAGCCGCUGGAGCGGAGAUCUCGGGCCAGUGUCUUUUUUCGCCUCAGUUCCGUCCUUCUUCGCAUCCGGGUCGAGGCCUGUCCCUUCGCCCCAUCCGUGCUCUGUCGCAUGUUUCCGUUCUCUUUGUUUCCAUCCAAUUGUGCACGCAUCCUUCCAGUUACUAUUACGAAGCUCGAUGGAUCGCAGGUAGGUUGUCGGAUCACCAGUACUAGGGCUACUAGGGUUUGGCUUAAGCUUGGUCGGGUGAGUCUAAGGCUGGCAGAUCUUGGGGUCUUUGAGAUUCUACAGCUCAGUGAGCGUUGUUUUCUGCAGAAGUCUUACAGAGUGAUGGUCGGCACAUUGGCUUCAAGCUUGAACCAGUGUUUUCCGCACAGCCUGAGCGCAGUCUCCCCAACUGCACGCCGUGAAGCUGCAGAAUCCAAAAGUUCUCCAUCUGCUUGGCGCAGUGGACGAAGUCCAGGAAAGGUAAGGAUACACAAGACACCCCAGAGAGUAAAGGCAGUUUGA
This is a messenger RNA of Symbiodinium necroappetens, 3450 nucleotides long. The record is from the annotation of a GenBank genome assembly. NCBI's taxonomy places the organism in Eukaryota, Dinophyceae, Suessiales, Symbiodiniaceae.